UUACAGAUAAAAUUUAACCCAAUAAACAUGCCCUGUAUACUUAAAAAAAAGAUACUUAGCACAUUGCAUAGUUAAAAUGUCUAAAGAUGAGUACAAAGCCUACAAAAACAAGAAUUUUUUUUUGAAAUAUGUACUUGUUUACAUAAAAGGGAGAACAUUUAUUAUCUCAAUUGCAAUUGCAAGCACAAGAGAACAUUAUGUAUUGACAUAUACUUAACAUGAACAAGCUUUAGCUGGGUCAAACUGCUCAUUCAGGAAACAUCAGCUACAGUAGAGACACGUUUUAUUCAAUUUUAUAUUCUAUUUUUCUGGGGCAUUUUAUUCAUAUUAAGAACGUCAAGUUUGACAGUAUCGAUCUUAGCAGCCGCACUGUCACUUCACAGAACACACGACACGGCAAACUAAUUUUGUAAUUUUUGAAGCGUGUAGAUUACUUUUUGUUUUGCGAAGUUAUCAUCAUGUGGCGAACACAGUAGAUAAGACGUGUUUAGAGGCUUCAAUCUUCGCGAAGUUUCGCGCUCAGGCUCACCUUGUUCGGCUGAGACGGGGACGUGGGUGUGCAGCAGCCGCUGAAUCUGUGUCUACGAGACAUGAUAACCCGUCCCGGAGACAGCAGAGAUGUUAUUAUUGUUGGAUGUAAAUCAUAAUUCAGUAAUUAUUUUACUAAGCUCGCUAGAUAAAAGCAGGUCAUGUAGCAACAAAAAUAAGUUUUGGAAUACAGGAAUAUGGCAAGCUACCUUUCUUUUUGAAAAACUGUGUGACAUACUGUCGACUUUGGCGUUCUCUGUCUUCUCUUGACUUCUUUUCCUUCCGUUUUUGUUUCCCUGACUUUUGAUGUGACGUGUCUGCGUGUGUCACUGUCUGCGGCAAGUCCAAUAAGCAAGAGACGCUACACUAGCGAGCGCAGGUGGAAUGAACCAUUGUGAGAGGGAGCAGGGAGGGUUGUGACCGAAACAGUAAAUACAUUAUUUGUUUUUUAAAUAUUAAAUCUAUGGUCAAAACGGACAAAAUACACAUUUAGUGCACGAGGGGCCCUAGCAUAUUUAAUGUAUGUAUUAAAAAAAGAGAAAAGAAAUAGGAAAAUAAAAAGGGGGUCUGCUCUUCUGGGCCCUAAAUCAGGCUGGGCCCUUAGAAUCGUCCUAACCUUCCACCCCUUUACGGCGCCCAUGCACAGGCCACAAACAAACAAGCGCGAUUUCUUAAUCUGGGAUGCCUGAGGUCAAAUGAUGACGGACAUAUGCCACAAAGUUUAGACAUUUGAGCGCAAAAAAAGUUUUCUGGUUAAAGGAUCAAUUUUACAGACUGUCUCCCAUUGCGCGAUCCCCUACCCGACGGCAGGCCUUUAUAAGAAGUCUUGCUCCGGCAGCUGAGGGAAUGUGGAGGGAAACUAUAAUGAUGAAAAAAGGUCUACUCCAUCCCAAACAGCGGCUUAAUUAAAUACAUGGAAAGAACGAAAGCAGCACAUCUGGUUUCAAUCCGUUUUCCUUUGAUGGCAUCAAGUGCUCUUUUCCCAGAUCUGGAGUUGCAAACUACGGGAUGUAUGUGUCAGUGAGGAGCCUAUUCUUGCCAUUGAAACACAUGGACAUCUUUGUGAAAACCAAACUUAGCCUAUAACUCACCAAGUGGUAAGACAUUACCCCCUUCCCAGCUUUGUUUCAAAGAAAACAAAUACGUUAAAGUAUACGCGUCAGUUAGCAUCUUGAACAAACCUUGACCAAUAAAUGUUGCCUUCGUUCGUAAAGUAGCCUACAACUCUCUUCGACGUCGAUUUUCGUAUACUUUUUAGAAUUUGUGCGUUCUAUUUAUUUCUUGAUGAUAUAUUAAAUUUAAACUCCCAUUUCGAUUCGUAAGGUCACGGGACGAGCAAAUCAACUCGACAGAUACAUCAUUUUAAUAUUUGACGAAGUCUACAAUGCAUCUGUGCCACCGCUGGCAACAUUCUUAGAAUUUCUUUGUCAGUUUUGUUGAGUGAAAUCAUAAUCGUUGAGUGAUAUGUGGGGUUCAGAGAUCGGGGAGGGUUAACAUGAGGAAAGCCCUGAUGAAGGAGGGAGGGGGGCUGUUAAACGUCAAAGACAGCUCAAAGUCUUUUGCCACGUAAUUACGAGAGCCUUUCAGCUUCAUCUUCUCUCCCAGGGGUCUUCAUUUUUCAUUUACAAUCCACUCCACUGCAUGCCAGUGCGCGCAACGUUUGAAGUGCCAGAGCGUGCGUUCCCGUGUAUGCGUGUGCAUGAUUGAACAGAGAACGGCGUGGAGCAGAGGAGAGAGCCAACAGCUUCGGGAAGGCGGUGGAGUGUCCUGCCUCCUCUUGCAUUUAGCCAGCCCGCUUUACGCACAUGCAUCUGUAAGGCAUCAGCACUUCUGGAUUCGCACUCAGUCAACAACUGCGUGGAGCUCGUGGAGUUUUUCCCCUAUGAACCACCGUGCCGAGCAAACUUUUGCAGAUUUUAUUGCUAUGAGUGAAAGGAUUCAACUUAGUUCAUGGACCUCACAGUUGUUUUAAGUUCCACAAAGUUGACUUGAAACGCUUACACCUGGAUUUACGUUAUAGGUAGCUAGAGAACACCAGUCGUCAUCUCGAGUUGCUUUGGAGGCGCUGCUACAUAUGAGUUUUUCUUCAAAUAUAUGCAAGGAGAAUCAGUUUGGUCCACCUAUUACCACAGCGGCGCUUUUUUCUCUUGUUUCGUAUUUGCGUCAUGACUUCUAGCUAUGCACAUGUAAUGGACAGACAAGCAACCAUAUCCAGCAGACUGGAGAGUCCCAUUACAGCCAACCUGGAAAACCUGCAGGCCAAAAAGAACUUCUCGGUAAGCCACCUGUUGGAUCUAGAGGAGGCCAGGGAAAUGGUCGGAUCUCAGAUGGACGAGAGCGUGGGAGACGCGGGCAGGACUACGCUGGAAUCUCCCGGUUUAACAAGUGGCAGUGACACAACGCAGCAAGAGAAUGAGCAUCUAAACUCAGAAGAGAAGAAGAAGAGGAAACAACGAAGGAACAGAACCACGUUCAACAGCAGCCAGCUGCAGGCACUGGAGCGAGUGUUUGAGCGGACACACUACCCUGAUGCCUUCGUAAGAGAGGACCUGGCACGCAGGGUCAACCUCACUGAGGCUAGAGUUCAGGUGUGGUUUCAAAACAGACGGGCAAAGUUUCGACGUAAUGAGCGGGCGAUGCUGGCCAGUAAGAACGCCUCGCUCCUCAAAUCCUACUCGGGAGAGCUGACGGCCGUGGAGCAGCCAAUCGUUCCCCGCCCCGCACCACGUCCCAACGACUACCUUUCCUGGGGGAGUACCGCUCCAUACAGCUGGUACCCAAGGCCGGAGGGAGGGCCAAUGCGAAUGCCACAGAAAAUGCUGCCCACAGAAACGCAAUGGCAACCUACCCACCCACUUGUGCCAACGCCACUUCCGCCCAGGGAAUGAACAUGGCCAACAGCAUCGCCAACCUGAGACUGAAAGCCAAAGAAUACAGCCUCAAUCAGGUGCCCACCAUCAACUAAACCUGAAAAAGAGGGAGAAGACGAGACAGAAAGGAUCUAUGAGAUCUCGGAGGAGCUUAUUUGAGUUUUUUUCGGCCUUCUGCAUUGACAGAACAUAGUGGAUAUGACCUGUCACCCCCUCCCACAACAAUGGAAUUGCAUUGUUGUCCCUUUCAUUUGGCUUUUGGCUUCAUCACAGAUGGAGGUAUGUUUCAAAGAAACCAAAUCUGAUUUUUUACUGAUCUGGAGACUGUAAAGACAGCACUAGGUCUGCUCCCCGGAGAGCGAGUCAAUGAACAGGGCUCCACUAAAUCAGUACGAAGUAGCAGGCAGAGCGUCUGGAUACUGUAAGCUGUUCUUUCUUUGUUCUUUUCUGGCUUCGUUUUGGGUCAACUGGAUGAAAAGUAAAGAAACUUUCAUGGCAAACAAUGAAGGACUGUUGUUCUCAACAGAAUGAUUGAAAUUACACCGGGAGUGUAUGUGCCUAAGUUUAAUGCUGAUAUCUGGCAAAGAAUCACCCCAAAAUGUGCUUGGUUUUUGUGUAUUGGGAAUAAAGACUCAUUUGUGGACUAGUGGGUGACAACUCUUGACAUCAGAUGUUAAAUAGCAUCAGUGCAAAAGGAAGGGCUGAGGUCAAAUUGCAACAUCUUUUAAUGUCAGUUCUGAAAUAUUGCAUCACUGUUUAGGUUAAAUGAUGUUUCCCACAGUGACUCAUGUUUAUUGCUUACAGUGCGUAUCAGUUGUUCUGUAGGUUUCGAGUUGUGUUUUAUUUCUUUUAGACCAAUUUUUCUUUCUUAUAGUUUGAAACCAUAUAGUAAUAAAGCAUUUUCAAGCCAUG
Molecule: messenger RNA, 4310 nt
Organism: Triplophysa dalaica
Lineage: Eukaryota; Metazoa; Chordata; Actinopteri; Cypriniformes; Nemacheilidae
Gene: prrx1b
Product: paired related homeobox 1b
Exons: 5
Coding region: 2694-3416 (240 amino acids)
Biological process (GO): regulation of DNA-templated transcription
Molecular function (GO): DNA binding; DNA-binding transcription factor activity, RNA polymerase II-specific
Source: RefSeq, a predicted model, not a curated record